AUGCUUACACGCCAUCCAUUUUUGCAGCAGGAUUUCUUUCGACGACCUUUGGAGGAAAACGAUCGUAGACGCUUUUUAUAUGCUUGUUCUAAAAAUACUUUACCAAACUACGAUCCUUCCAAGCUCAACAAAGUUCAAGUCAUCGCAAACAAUAAGCAUACGGAUUCACAGCUU
Messenger RNA from Mucor mucedo, 174 nucleotides. RefSeq lists its product as uncharacterized. The annotation marks the transcript as partial. The record is from RefSeq and is a predicted model, not a curated record. The transcript has a single exon. NCBI's taxonomy places the organism in Eukaryota, Fungi, Mucoromycota, Mucoromycetes, Mucorales, Mucoraceae.